This is a messenger RNA of Paramecium sonneborni, 1266 nucleotides long. Lineage: Eukaryota; Ciliophora; Oligohymenophorea; Peniculida; Parameciidae. The record is from the annotation of a GenBank genome assembly.
CAAUAAAAUAAUUUAGAGUAAUAGAUUUGGAAGGUAAUCUUGUUGCUAAGGAAUAUAAUAAUAUUCCAAAAGAGACAUUAAAUUAAAUAUUUGAUUUAAUGAUAAGUGUAAGAAUGUUAGUUUAAUGAUUGUUAGAUAGAAGAGAUGGAUAAUCUUCUUUAUAUGUCUUAGAGAUAAGGGAAAAUAUCAUUUUAUAUGACAUCUUUUGGUGAGACAGCAACAACAGUAGGGACAACAGCUGCAUUAUAAUCUUAAGAUUUUAUAUUUCCAUAAUAUAGAGAAUAAGGUAGUUUUAUGUGGAGAGGAUUUACAAUUGAAUAAAUAGUGAAUUAAUGUAUAGGAAAUCAUUUAGAUGGUGGAAAAGGUAGAUAAAUGCCAGUUCAUUAUGGAAGCAAAGAUUUAAAUAUAGUGACAGUAUCAUCACCUUUAAGUAAUAUAAUAUUAAAUGAAAUAUUAUAGCUACUUAAGUACCAUAAGCAAGUGGUGCAGGAUAUGGAUUUAGAGUAAAUGGUGAAAAUAAGAUAGCAGCUACUUGGUUUGGUGAAGGAGCAGCUUCUGAAGGAGAUUUUCAUUCUGCAAUGAAUUUUGCAUAAACUUUAAAAUGCUAAACUCUAUUUUUAUGCAGAAAUAAUCAUUAUGCUAUUAGUACUCCUACAGAUGAUCAAUUUAGAGGUGAUACUAUUGCUGGAAAAGCUCCUGCUUAUGGAAUGAGAACAUUAAAAAUUGAUGGUAAUGAUUUAUUAGCUGUUUAUAAUGGAGUCAAAUAUGCAAGAGAAUAAAUUAUUAAAAAUAAAGAACCAUUCUUUAUUGAAUUUAUUACUUAUAGAGUAUAUUUUAAUUGUAUCAAUAGAUUGGAGAUCAUUCAACAUCUGAUCAUUCUGUUUUAUAUAGAUCUUAAGAAGAAAUUGAUUCUUGGAAAUCUGGAAAUAAUCCAAUCAAUAGAUUAGGUUUAUUCUUAAAAAAAUAAGGACUUAGAUAAUUUAAUGAUGAGCAUGAUAAUCAAAUUAGAAAAGAUGUUAGAAAUAGAGUUAUUGCUGCAUUAAAAAAUGGAUCAGAAUGUAUUUCAUUAUUCAUUACAUAGAAUAAUAACCAUCCAUUCAAGAUAUGUUCACUGAUGUUUAUGAUGAAGUAUUACCACAUCUAUCAGAAUAAUAUACUUAAUUAAGAGAUCAUUUAACUAAAUAUAAAGAUUAAUAUCCAAUCAAUAAAUUCAAAGGUGGAUUAUGAAUAUUUACAUAUAUUAUACAUAAUAAAUAAGUUUACAAG